This is a messenger RNA of Aricia agestis (brown argus), 381 nucleotides long. Its product is annotated as V-type proton ATPase subunit e 2-like. Lineage: Eukaryota; Metazoa; Arthropoda; Insecta; Lepidoptera; Lycaenidae. The transcript has 4 exons. Bases 91 to 345 code for a protein of 84 amino acids. Gene Ontology annotation, biological process: proton transmembrane transport. Gene Ontology annotation, cellular component: plasma membrane proton-transporting V-type ATPase complex; proton-transporting V-type ATPase, V0 domain. The record is from RefSeq and is a predicted model, not a curated record. Gene Ontology annotation, molecular function: proton-transporting ATPase activity, rotational mechanism.
UGCCAACCGUAGAAAAUAUCUGCCAUUUUGAGGCAGCUGAUAUUUGUUUGAUUGGGAAUUUUUAUAAAAUAUCCCCCAAACCACCUCAAAAUGGGUGCUUCUUUUCUUCCCAUUGCCGUUUUUACGGUUUUCUGGGGUGUUAUAGGAAUCGUGUGCCCAUUCUUUGCUCCCAAAGGACCUAACAGAGGAAUUAUUCAAGUGGUUUUGAUGUUAACAGCAGCCACCUGUUGGCUUUUCUGGUUGUGCGCGUACAUGGCACAAAUGAACCCCCUCAUUGGGCCCAGACUUAACAACGAGACUCUCAUUUGGAUCGCUCGCACUUGGGGCAAUUCCUACACCAAGUGAACAUCUGAAAAAAUUCAACUAUGUUCAAAUAGUUAA